AUGGUGCGCUUUGCCCUGUGGAGUCUCUGGAGUCUUCUGCUCUCCGUGACCGUCGCGACAGGGGCAGAAGUCGAAGGUUGUGAGGCGGACGUGGCUUCUGCUCUGCAGGUGAUGGGCCGAGUGAAGAACCCCGAUGAUGAUUCGCCUCCAGAGGAGGAUCCAGCGGAUGAUGAUGACGAGGAUCCUCCGGAAGAACCGGAGGAUGAUGAUGACGAGGAUCCUGAGGAGGAUCCGGACGUCCCCAUUGUGCUUGAGCCGGAGGAGUGUGAACAGGUGUGCUGUUACUCAAGAUUCAGUUCUCCGGAGUCUCUCUGUGGUUGCCUCGCGGAUCAUUCGAUUUCAUGCAACUUCUGCUCCAGCCCAUACUUUGCCACUCCGAGCGAGUAUCACGUCCCGGACUCUGGCAGCUUCAACGUUUCCAUCUUGGUAAAUGAGACGGGCCUGACGACCAUCUCUCAGCUCGAGGUGGGCUUGGGCCUAGCCGGAUUCCAUCUACAGACUCUUGGGAUCACUUUGCUUGGGCCGAAUGCAGAGAGCCUUCGGCUCAAGGGGGCGGAGCCGGACCAGCCGGAUGAAACUCAGGAAGUGCAUUGGGUCUUCUCUAAUCGACCCGGCUGCAAUGAUUGCAAAGAGCCCGUCGACAGCCUGUCGCAGCUUCAGGGCAAGGAGGCCAAGGGCACGUGGACUCUGAUGUUCGAGACCGACCCAGAAGUUUUGAAUGGUCUGGUGAGCUGGGUGGAGCUGAGUCUCACUUCCUGUUAG
This is a messenger RNA of Symbiodinium natans, 762 nucleotides long. NCBI's taxonomy places the organism in Eukaryota, Dinophyceae, Suessiales, Symbiodiniaceae. The record is from the annotation of a GenBank genome assembly.